AGAAAACGGAAUUUAAAGUCAGAAAUAUGAUAAUCUAUCAUUAUAAAACAAUUUAGAUGGACACCAUUUUAGUCACUGCAUUUUUACGAGGCUGAGCAGUUUCUGUAGUAACGUAUCCGAUAGUCAAGUUUUGAAUAUAAAUCUAUUUUUUAAUGAAUCUCCGUGAUUACCUUACAAAAACGUCAUGUAGAUUGAAACUCUGCAUCACAUAKUCAUCUUAAAUGUUUGCGAAACCUUUUUGGGACAUUUUGCGUCGGAAAAAUCAAAUUGAAAGGCAAAAGAGUGAAGGUAAGUAAAGCCUGUUUUCAUUUUUAUUAUCAUUACGACCAGACUGUUAAUUUCUUUCGUAUAAUAUUUUCUUGAUAGAAUAGUAGCAAUAGUAGGUCUUUUUGUCAUUGAUACUCCACUAUACCAGUCAAUAUGAUCCUAUCAUGGUAUAAAACCUUCCGCACGUAACCUGAAUCCGAAAAUUUCCGAAAACCGUUUCAAGAGCAGAAUUGAAUUCAAAAGGUUCCACAGCUAAGGAUGAACAAGGCUAAAAGCAUUUCCAUUUUGACUUGUCGAUGUUUUCUUCGAAUUUGAACCUUUGAGACAAGGUUUUGCCUUUCACGUCAAACCGCGCAAGAUCCACCGGUCGCAUUGUGUAAAUGAGUCUUUAUAAAUGUCGUCAAUAUACUGUUGGUAUAUACUAUAGKUCUUGGUCAUAAGCAGCCKGAAAUCMUUCAAACCGCAAUUGGUUUGUUGACGGAGCUUAAAAGAUCUUGACUUUUUUGGCUGCAUUUUGAGCUCCMAGUUGCCAUUAAAACAAAYAAGCCACGUCACUGASUCAACUAAACUAUAAACCUCAAGAGAAACAGCUGUCAGCUGUUUAUAGAAAAAGACGAAACACACUCUUACAUAACACCACACACGCAAAACAACUCACACACACAAUCAAAACAAACAAAACAAAAAACAAACAAUACUAACAACCGCGGUCUCAAAGCUAAAAAGGUUUCAAUUUUAUUGUGUAAAGGACAAAAUUAAGUGAUGAAAAAUAAUGAACAUUAACAACAACAACAAAACAAACAAAAUGAAAUAAAAAAGAAAGCAAGAAAAGACUACWAAAACCCUUCCAUGAUGAGCUACUAAUUCAAUUUGCUUAUAAAAUCAUCAAUCGUAUAGAGGUUGAGCUCCGCCUACUUUUUAUGAUAGUUAAUUCUAUUAUUUACCAAAUUAAUGAUUUUUUAAAAACCAAAAGUGACAGUGAAAAGAUAGCGUCAAGAUGUUUAUUAUGUACAAAUAAACUUCUCGUUAAAAACAUCGACGAGWACCACAAGUAUUGAAAUCAAAAGUCAUGYAACCAGGSAGCCAAUYCAAGCGUAGCAUCUGGGAGGAGUCARUGAAAAGAGAAUUCAGUUCUUGAUAAUUAAAAUGACCGAUAAUAAAUGUAAAAGUAAUAAUUCAAGGUAAACGAUUUGAUGUAGAUURCUAACACGCUAAUAUCCCCGCCUAGCAAGCGAAUCAUGGCCUACCGUUAUCURUAAGUGCAGUGUUUACUGCAAACAAAGGAAUACCAGUUGUUAGUGCACCUUUUAGCGGGUAACUAGACAAUCAAUAAAUAACUACACAACACACCUCUCGGAAAUGGAAAAAUAUCAAAAUAGACUGACAGUACAUUCUCAUCGUUAACUAAAUUAGAAAAUCUUCAUUCUACUUGCAAGAUUACAACACUUCAGUGUUUUUUUGUUAUUGCUCGACCGUGUAUCGUAUGGUGAUGGAGGUUUGAUAUUGAAUGACAAACAAGGAAAAUCAAMWUUUUUCUCUACAUAUAACUUACAUCACUGACUAUGGCUUCAGAACUGUUUAUAGCAAAAACACCAAAAAAGACAUAUGCAAAAUUAAACGGCCAAGAUGAAGGGGACCAACGCGAAAAAGGACACGAACUUCAAAAUGUCACCGAGGACAAGCUCAAGAGAAGUGAAGUAAAGCUACAAGAUGACCAAACGCGGAAAGGCGCAAAGGAAACCUACGAUGUUUCUGAUGCGGUGGAGAGGAUUGGAUUUGGUAAAUUCCAAGCCAAACUGAUAGGAAUUAUUGGAUUUUUUGUGAUAGCUGAUGCUCUAGAAAUGAUGUUAUUGUCGAUAUUAGCGCCCACAAUACGAUGUAUAUGGCAUUUGAAUUCUGUAGAGGAGGCAUUUAUAACUACGGUUGUAUUUAUUGGAAUGAUGCUGGGGUCAUCGUUCUGGGGUUGGAUAGCAGACUCACUAGGAAGACAUGUUACAGUAUGUUUGUCUGCUGCUUGGAUAUUUUAUUUUGGUUUUCUAAGUGCAUUUUCUCCUCAUUAUUACUGGAUUAUCGCGUUACGAUGUCUUGUCGGGUUUGGCAUCGGUGGAGCACCACAAGCAACUACAUUAUUAUCGGAGUUUUUACCUCUCAAGUCCAGAGCGAUAUCCAUAUUAUCAUUAGCUAUAUUCUGGGCGAUAGGCUCUACGUUCACCGUUGCUGUGGCAAUGGUCAUUAUGCCAUCUCUAGGUUGGCGGUGGCUUCUGGGAAUUCUGUGUCUACCUUUGCUUUUGUUUCUGUUGCUAAGUAAGUGGCUACCAGAAUCAUGUCGCUUCUAUUUGGCUGCUGGAGAGCACGAUAAAGCAAUAGAAACUCUUAAAUCAAUGGCAKCCAUGAAUAAYAAAGACCUGCCUCCUGGCGAACUGCUUGAUGCUGCUCAGAGCAAACCAAGAGGACGAAUUGUAGAUUUAUUUAUCAAUGGUCAGUGGAAAACAACUGGUUUAUUAUGGCUUAUUUGGUUUAAUUUAGCGUUUUCAUAUUAUGGUAUAGUGCUGACCACAACAGAAAUGUUCCAAGCCUUUGGUGAAACUGGGCGAUGUGAUUCAUCAGAUCCGGCGGAAAAAGUUGAUUGUCAUGAAUGUCGMCUUCUAACAGUAGAGGAUUACACUGAUAUGAUGUGGACAACAGUAGCAGAGUUUCCAGGAAUUAUAUUGACAAUGAUAAUCAUCGACUUUGCUGGAAGAAAGAAGACAGCAGCUUUCGAGUUCUUUGGCACUGUUGUUUGUUUUGUGUUGCUGAUGUUCUGUAAUGGAAGAACGUUCAUGACCAUAUGUAUAUUUGGUGUCCGUGGGUUCGUAUCAGGCGCAUUCCAGACAUUUUACGUCUAUACUCCCGAGGUUUACCCUACAGUUAACAGAGCACUGGGUCUUGGUUGCUGYAGUGCAUUUGCACGUAUUGGAGCUAUGAUGACACCAUUUGUAGCGCAGGUCCUUAUUAAAAAGUCUGUCAAGUUGGCCUUGGGUACUUAUGCCUUAACGUCUUCACUUAGUCUAGUAGCAUCCUUACUACUACCUAUAGAAACAGGCGGACGAGCUAUGCAGGAUACAUGAUAAAAGUGCAAUAAUUAAAGGCAGGGCCUUCUCUACAUACGUUAUAAACAUCUAGAAACAGAAAUGAAUACAAGGGCAACAGAGGAAAUAUUUUUGUUAGAGCAUUAUUUAUAAGAAUCCUUUACUAUGAGUGCAAAAUUAAACUAAAGUGUUAAUUCUAAAGAAUUAUAAAUGUACAUAUUCAAAGUUUAGAAGAAUUAAGUCAAAAUUCUGUAGAAGGAAUGCAUUUAAUCUGUGAAAUUGUACAAAAUYAAAGUAACACAAAAUUUGUACGGUYGGUAUUUUUUGUGUGUGGAAAAUACCGACAUUGUUACUAUUGAACAUCAUUACUAAUGGAAAAUGUCACAAAUUAAGUGCAUUGCUCUAAUCAUCAAAACAAAGUUCUUAUCAUGGCAUUUAUCUAAAAGUUAUCAAUAUAACCAAGAGUCUAAUAUGCCAGUGUAAUAAAUGUGCAAACCACUCAAAACUAGAACAAUUUUGUACUUCACAUUUGUGGUGGCUGUUUGACAAAUGCACUGCUCAUAACAAGUGGACCAGUUCUAUGUACUGGAAAACACAAAAUAAGAACAAUCUGUCUACUGGCCUUGAUAUAAACAUCCCUUAAGAAGAGUAUUGCAUACUUGCACUCAGUAUGACUUUUAAAUGGUAAAAACUGAUUACAAAAAGAAUGAUACACCUAAGUGUAAAUAAAGGUCAAAAUAAAGCUGUACAUUUCCACUGCUUAUUACAACAUAAUAAAAUACAAUAAUAAAAGAAAGAA
Messenger RNA from Exaiptasia diaphana, 4134 nucleotides. RefSeq names its product synaptic vesicle 2-related protein. NCBI's taxonomy places the organism in Eukaryota, Metazoa, Cnidaria, Anthozoa, Actiniaria, Aiptasiidae. Gene Ontology annotation, biological process: transmembrane transport. Gene Ontology annotation, molecular function: transmembrane transporter activity. Gene Ontology annotation, cellular component: membrane. The transcript is spliced from 16 exons. The coding region runs from base 1830 to 3374 and encodes 514 amino acids. The record is from RefSeq and is a predicted model, not a curated record.